AUGGAGUUGAUGAAGAAAAUUGAACAUAUUGUUUUUACUAGCUAUGAUGAAGGAUUUAGUGGCAGUGAUAGCUUCUUGCAAUGGUGGAGCCAGAUCAAGUCCUCCAAACAUUGGCAAUUUGCCAUUUUUUAUGCUCUUUGUGCAGCUUAUGCACUCAUUUCUACAAUUGCACUGGUGCAAUUAGUUCGCAUUCAACUGAGAGUACCAGAAUAUGGUUGGACAACACAAAAAGUUUUCCACAUGAUGAAUUUUGCUGUUAAUGGAAUAAGGGCUGUCCAAUUUGGACUCUACAAGAUUGUGUUCCACAUUAAACCAAAAGCAUUUGAUAUAAUAAUUUUGGAUCUUCCCGGUCUUCUCUUUUUCUCGACAUACACGUUACUUGUCUUGUUUUGGGCAGAGAUAUACCAUCAGGCAAGAAGUCUUCCAAUUGAUAAACUCAGACCUGCGUACUUCAUCAUCAAUGCAUUUAUAUAUUUUAUACAGGUUUGUAUCUGGACUUAUAUGAGAAUUAGUCGAAGUGCUGCUGCAGUUGAAUUGGCCAGACUCUUCUUUGCAGUUAUGUCACUUUGUGCUGCUCUUGGAUUCAUGGUAUAUGGUGGGAGGUUAUUUAUCAUGCUACGGAGGUUCCCAAUUGAAUCAAGAGGCCGCCAGAAAAAGCUCCACGAGGUUGGCUUUGUCACUGGAAUUUGUUGCACUUGUUUCUUGAUAAGAUGUUUAAUGGCUACUGUUUCUGCAUUUGACGAGGAUGCCGAUUAUGAUGUGUUGAACCAUCCCAUUGUAGACCUUAUAUAUUACACAAUGGUGGAGAUCUUGCCAUCUGCGCUAGUCCUAUUUAUCCUACGAAAACUGCCCCCAAAACGCGUGUCAGAGCAAUAUCACCCUAUAAGGUAAUGAGUUGCUACCUGCAGCAAUUUGGAGAGAUUCACUUGGAGGAUCUGCCACCUUGGCAUCCGUAUUGCUUCUAAACGUUGAGAACCUCGCUGUUAGCUGAAAUGGAUAUUCUGUUUUCCUUAUAUAUGUUCAUGGCAUCAAUCUCCGUGAUUUACUGUGACCUGGAAUAGUGAUGCUAUAUCAGAAAUAGUGUUGAGCCUUGCCCCUCCUCUUUCUCCCACACGCUAUGUACUCGAGCUUUCUUGUAUUUA
Messenger RNA from Daucus carota subsp. sativus, 1142 nucleotides. RefSeq names its product tobamovirus multiplication protein 1. Lineage: Eukaryota; Viridiplantae; Streptophyta; Magnoliopsida; Apiales; Apiaceae. The coding region runs from base 1 to 891 and encodes 296 amino acids. The transcript is spliced from 11 exons. The record is from RefSeq and is a predicted model, not a curated record.